Messenger RNA from Chlorella variabilis, 783 nucleotides. RefSeq lists its product as hypothetical. NCBI's taxonomy places the organism in Eukaryota, Viridiplantae, Chlorophyta, Trebouxiophyceae, Chlorellales, Chlorellaceae. Gene Ontology annotation, molecular function: cytochrome-b5 reductase activity, acting on NAD(P)H. The annotation marks the transcript as partial. The record is from RefSeq and is a predicted model, not a curated record. The transcript has 6 exons.
GCGCUCUCCCCCGAGGAGUGGCGCAGCUUCAAGCUGGCGCUGACAAAGGGUGUGGCCAACCCCACUGUGCUGUUCCGCUUUGCGCUGCCAGACAAGGACCACGAGCCGGGGCUGCCAGUCGCAUCCUGCCUGCUGGUGCGGGCGCCCAUCGGCAGCGAGAAGCCCGACGGCUCCCGCGCUUUCGUCCUCCGGCCGUACACCCCAAUCUCCCGGCAUGCCAAAGGACACAUGGACCUGGCAAUCAAGGUCUACCCGGGCGGCAAGAUGAGCCAGCACAUUGACCAUCUGAAGGUGGGGGACCAGCUGGACUUCAAGGGGCCCCUCAUGAAGAUCAGCGUGGAGGAGCUGUCCAAGCGCAAGCGGUUGGGCCUGAUUGCGGGCGGCAGCGGGCUCACGCCCAUGCUGCAGGCAAGCUGGGGGCGGCGGCCACAGCCAAGCCAUCAUGGACAGGAUAUCAACAUGCUGUUUGCCAAUGUGUCGGAGGCAGACAUCAUUGCCAAGGACCGGCUGGAUGGGCUGGCCAAGCGGCACAAGAACUUCCACAUCCACUACAUCGUGGACAAGACGGACAACAAGGCGUGGGGCGGCAGCGUGGGCUACAUCACCAAAGACCUGCUGGCCAAGCUGAUGCCGCCGCCCGCCGACGACUCGCUGGUGCUGGUCUGCGGUCCGCCGGGCCUCAUGAACGCUGUGUCCGGAGACAAGCUGCCCGACAAGACCCAGGGCCCGCUGAGCGGCCUCCUCAAGGAUAUGGGCUACACGGAGCAGCAGGUGUUCAAGUUU